CUGUCAACAACAUCUCAUCCUGAAGACACGCUCACCACAGCUGAGAGUGGGAAAUCAGUUUGAGACCUAGCAUCAUUUAAACCUCCUCCCAAGGCACAAAAGUCAGUUUAGAAGAGAAAAAUGAAGACAAGACGUUUUAAAAUGGUCCUCAUGCUGCUGGCAGCCAUGAUUCUAAUGGACAUCUUUCAGGUGAACGCUGAAACAUUAGACAUGGCAGAUAAUGCAUUCGAUGAUGAAUACCUGAAAUGUACUGACAGGAUGGAAACCAAAUAUAUUCCUCAACUGCUCAAGGAGGAAAAAGCAAGCCAUCAACUCUUAGAGACUGUGUGGGAAAAUGCGACAGCCAAAUGGGAAGCCCGGAAAACUCAGAUCUUUCUCCCAACGAGUUUUCAGGAUAACCAUGGAAUCGCCCUGAUGGCAUAUAUUUCUGCAGCUCAAGAGCAAACUCCCUUUUACCAUCUGUUCAAUGAUGCUGUGAUGACGGCUGGCCAGUCGCGAAAAGAUUAUAUCUACUCCUUCCAGUUCAAAGCUUUUCAUUUUUACCUGACAAGAGCCCUGCAGUUGCUGAGAGGACCUUGUGAGGACAGUUACAAAAAUGUGGUGUAUAGAACAAGCCAGGGCAUUUCAUUUACAUUUGGAGGGCUAAACGAAGCCAGGCUUGGCCAUUUCACCUUGGCAUAUUCAAACAAACCUCAAGCUACUAAUGACCAGCAUGUUGUGUUAACCAUCUACUCGUGCUUUGGAGCUGACAUUGAAAAAUUUCUUGAUAAAGAGAGUGAAAGAAUUAUUUUAAUACCUCUGAGUGAGAUUUUUCAAGUGUCACGGGAAGAGGCUAGCAAUAACCUUAUCCUUCAAAGCACAAACAGGACCUGCAGCCAUUACGAGUGUGCGUUUCUAGGUGGACUAAAAACUGAAAAUUGUGUUGAGAGCCUAGAUUAUUUUCAACCCAUCUAUGUCUACAACCCUGGUGACAGAAACCAGAAACUUGAAGACCCUGGAAUAAAAAGUCAGGAGCUCACUGCCUUACCUGGUAUGAAAAUCCUUGAACCCACCCAAAUACCUGGAAUGAAAAUUUCAGGAACUUUCCCAUUACCUGGAAUAAAAGUGGUCCAAUCACAUGAAAAACCAGAAUCUAAAAGUGAAGGAAAUAUCAACAGUCCUACUCCAGGUCCAGUUCCUGUUGCCAGUCCCAAAACCCAUCCUUCUGCAUCCUCUGGCAAAGUGCUCCUUCCACCAUUUGGGACAUUCAUCGUUUUAAUCAGUGCUUCUGCUGUAAAUCUCUUUAUUGCUCUGUAGUUUGAUAUACUCUUUACCUUUCUUAUCCCUUACUUUUAAUAUACUAUAGGGAUCCCACAGGAGAUCAAAAUGAUGUAUUUUUCAGUUGUUGGCAAAGUCACUCGAUAAAAUGAGAACUGUAUAUUUGUUAUUCCUUUUGAAAGUUCUGAAAGUUGGUCCAGCUAUGUCACAGAAUUAACUUUUCACUUAUUUCUAUAUUAAUCUUAUG
Messenger RNA from Cynocephalus volans (Philippine flying lemur), 1504 nucleotides. It is a transcript of the gene ART3, whose product is annotated as ADP-ribosyltransferase 3 (inactive). The coding region runs from base 121 to 1296 and encodes 391 amino acids. Gene Ontology annotation, molecular function: NAD+ poly-ADP-ribosyltransferase activity; NAD+-protein-arginine ADP-ribosyltransferase activity. The transcript is spliced from 12 exons. The record is from RefSeq and is a predicted model, not a curated record. Lineage: Eukaryota; Metazoa; Chordata; Mammalia; Dermoptera; Cynocephalidae.